CAAGACUUCAUCAAGCAGAGCACUGGCGGGCUCCAGCACACUGGAGGCCACAGACCAGGGAGAUGAGUCCUCUGGACGGGGAGAUGAGUCCGGUGGCCGAGGAGGCCCUGUGUGUGAGUGUGAUGUGGCCGUGUCGGCCUACGCUCCACGCGCUGUGCUCCAUACGCUGUGCUCCAUAAGGGAGACGUAUCAAUGCCAUGGCGUUAGCUGCCUGUUCCCUGUGUAUGUUUUUCUGUAGACGGGCCCGCGGGCCCAGCGUAGUUUCUCGCCCCCCUUCAGCAGACAGCAGACAGCAGACAGCAGACAGCAGACAGCAGACAGCAGACAGCAGACAGCAGACGGGCGACAGUAGACAGACAAUGCUGGUGACAAGGGCGCUCAGGAGGGCUCUGCUGUACCUGGUGGCUGCUCUGGCGCUCCUAUGGUGUCUCUCCAGGGCCAGGCAGACGGCCAGCCACGACGCAGUUAGAAGGUGCUCUGUGCUAUGUGAUGGGACACGGUUGGACUACACCGGCAAUAGGCCUUCUUCGUGGGUCAGAGGAGACUACCUGACGCUCAAGACAGUGGGGCAGGUUAAGAUCGUGGACGGCGAGAUCGUGUACACCCCUGGAGCGGUGCCGGUGGAUGUGGUGUUCAACAGCGCUGUUGAUCCUCGUGAUGAGUGGACUGUACUGCCUACACCGCUGCGCACGUCAGGGACGGUUCCGGUGUUUCUGACGGUCAAGUCAGGUGAGCGUGUCCACAGGGACACGAGGCCUGACAUCAGGAUGGAGGACGGUAAGCUGAAGAUCUUGCAGCUGGCAGAUUUGCACCUGAGCUCGUUUGAUGGCGUUUGCCGUGAUCAGUACCCUCAGAUCUCUGAUGAGUGUAAAGCCGAUGAGAGAACGAUGGUGUUUGUCAAUAAGCUAUUGGACAUCGAGAAGCCUGACCUGGUGAUCUUCACGGGCGACCAGGUGUUUGGAGAGGACUCGUUCCAUGUGCAGAGCACGGUUUUGAAGCUGGUUGCGCCUUUAAUUGAUAGGAACAUCCCUUACGCUGCGAUGUUUGGGAACCAUGACGAUGAAGGCUCAAUGACAAGAGAGGAGCUCUGUGCUUUCUUUGAGACUCUUCCGAUGUCGCUGGUGGAGAGAGGUCCCUCAGAUAUCGACGGCGUGGGCAACUACGUCUUGUCAAUUCCAAGAGAUGACCCUAAACUCACGAUAUACAUCAUGGAUUCUCACAAGUACUCACCGAAACCAAGACAGCUACCAGGGUACGACUGGAUCAAGGAGAAUCAACUUGAGUGGAUCAAGCAGAGACACCAAGAACUCGGCAACACCGACCUUUCAAUGGCAUUCUUCCACAUCCCAUUGCCUGAAUAUACAAACCUGGCUCAAGGUUACGUUGGAAACUUCAAAGAGGGCAUCACAGCACCAAAGUACAACUCUGGUGCAAGAGAUGUAUUACAAUCCCUGGGAGUAUCGGUUGUAAGUGUCGGACAUGACCAUUGUAAUGAUUAUUGUUUGAAGGAUGUUAAGGAAGACGAGGGCAUUUGGCUAUGCUAUGGAGGUGGAGGUGGUGAAGGUGGCUAUGGUGGAUACGGUGGUACGACGAGACGUGCGAGGGUCUAUGAGAUCGAUGGCAAGACGAUAACCACCUGGAAAAGACUGGAGACUACACUGGAACUGUUUGACAGGCAAGUUCUAGUACGAGAGGGCACCCCGGUAUGAAACACCACCAGGAUUAAUUAAUACUGUAAAUAAUUCUCCUCCAUGAUAUCCUUCAUAUUUGCCACAAGUAGUAAUACACCAUAUUGGAACUGUGGGUAAUGCUGUGUAAAGAACAAUGGGAAUACCCUUCUUUGUCGUAUCUGUGAAACGUCAUCGGUAAUGAUGGAGUAACUUCCAAAGAACUGUAUCUUGUACCGUAGUGGCACGGCAAGGUAAUGGGAAAGUAACAACGUCAUGUGCGCCAAAUAGCCUAAUGAUGCAUUGAUCUCAUUAUGGAUUGGAGAUUCAAUAUGGUUAAGGGAAACUGAACGUGGCAAAAGGUCAAAUUCUGGUAUCUCUAACCAAUGUGCAAUAUCCUCCAGUGGGAAAAUGGAUUUCACCUCCUUGAUGACCUUAGUCCUCUCCACAGUAAACUCGUUCAGUGUAGUUUCAUGUUGAAUCAGUAGAUUUGAAAAGUCACCACGC
Williopsis jadinii is the source of this 2174-nucleotide messenger RNA. It is a transcript of the gene DCR2, whose product is annotated as phosphoprotein phosphatase. Gene Ontology annotation, cellular component: cytoplasm. Gene Ontology annotation, molecular function: phosphoprotein phosphatase activity. The coding region runs from base 360 to 1709 and encodes 449 amino acids. The transcript has a single exon. The record is from RefSeq and is a predicted model, not a curated record. NCBI's taxonomy places the organism in Eukaryota, Fungi, Ascomycota, Saccharomycetes, Phaffomycetales, Wickerhamomycetaceae.